UGAUGAGGUGACGAUUGUUAAAAGUUUGACUUAAUAAAAUUGGGCAUUUUGCCACUUUUUCCUUUCAAUAUGGAGCUGGAAAUAAAUCAGUAUCUAGCUCAACAACGAGAGAUGGCAGGGGAGCAGGUUGAUAACAGAAGAGAUCGAGGGCAAGACUACAGCUGGGAAAGAAAUCAAGCCAGAGACCGGCGACGACAUCGCUCCAGACCGAGUCGAUUUAAUGACAUAGAUGAUCGAGUGAAGCAGCAUUCAGGAAACUAUGACAAUGCUGAAAGGAGAGAUUGCAGAGAACAAGAAAGCUCCAGACGCGAAGAGAAUUAUGAAGACAGAAUACCUAACAGUAGGUUUGAAGAUAGAUAUGAAGAGGAAUCCGGGAGGUACUCAAGAAGCGAAGACAGAUCUUACCGCAGCAGAUAUGAUGAGAGAUACGAUGAGAACGACAGAUACAGUGACAGACACAGUGACAGACAUAGUGAGAGACACAGUGAGAGAGGGGAUGAAAGAAGGGGUCGCAGACGCAUUGAGAGAAACGGCAACCGAGCAGAUGAUGAUGAUAGAUAUGGAGAGAGCAGGGAGCGUGGAGGAUCGUCCAAGAAGGAGAAACCAAGUCGGACAGUCAUGCUGAAGGGUCUAAAUAGUUUAGUUACUGACCAUGAUAUCCGGACCAUUUUACAGAUGUUCGGUGCUCCAAUCAAAGAUGUCCGCUUGGUCAAGCACAGAGACACAGGUGCCUCCAGGGGCUUUGCCUUUGUGGAGUUUCAGUUCCUGCCUGACGCCCAGCGAUGGAUGGAGGAGAACCAGGGCCUCGUUGUUCUUGGUGGACAGGAAACUCAGCUUGUCUUCAGCUCCAAUAAAGAUAGAGAAGAAGACUGGUUCUGCUCUCAGUGUGGUGCACAUAACUUCAAGAGGAGAGAAUAUUGCUUCAAGUGUAGCAUCAGCAAAGAUGAUUCGGAACGCUACAGUGAAAUAGGCCAGGUAGCAUCUAACGUUUUGAUUCUAAUGGGCCUGGAUGCUCUGACAACGGAAGAAACCGUCACCAAAGUCUUGGAGUACACGUCCUCAGCCAAGAUGAACAUCAGCAUAGCGCGGGAUUCGAUCACGCGCACAUCACGUGGUUAUUGCUACGUAGAGAUGGAUACUGUUGAAACGGCCACUCAUCUCAUGAAUAUAUUGGCCUCCAUGCAACCACCAUUUCAGAUAGAUGGAAAACAGGUGUCCGUACAUUUUUGUAAGCAGAACAUUCCAGAGAGACCUGAGGUGGCUGCCCCAGUAGUCGCUGAACCCCAGUGGCCAGCUUCUUAUGGCAGCCCUGAGAGGGAGAAACCCAUCACCACUCCACCCACAGUUGCCUCGACUGCCGCGCUGUCAUACUUCCAACAUGCUACCCUCGACCCUGUCCGUCUGACCACUGGUGCCCAGCAGACUCCUUAUGCCUACCAGCAGUAUGUAGUACAAACAAAUGCUACGAUACCAGCCCAGUUGACAUAUCCAACCCAAGUCCUUCUGGUUAGUGCCAAUACUGCCAUCGCCCCGGCAGGGCAGACUGCAGUUGUUAUUCCUUCUGACAGAGACCAAUAUAAAGCAGCAGUGGCUCAAGAGCAGGUUGAGGCAGCAAGACAACAGCAACUUCAGCAGCAGCAGUUGCAGCAGCAGAUCAUGGCCACAGUCAAGCUACAAGAAGAAGUCAAGAAGCAGGUUGAGGUUGUAGCUGUUGCACCUGCAGCAGCAACUGCAGCAGCAGCUGCAGCGUCAGCAGCUGCAGCAGCAGCAGCAGCCAUUGAAGACGACCAGAAGAAGCUGGCUGAGCAGGCCAGACGGUGGUCCGAGAAGAAGAAAGAACAGGAGCAGCAAUCUAAGAAGACAUCAGAGGAGAAUAAAGAUGGAGCAGCCAUCUCCGGAACGGCUGCCCCUGCAACGGCUGCCCCUGCAACGGCUGCCCCUGCCACAGUCAAGAAGAAGAAGAAGAGGAAACAGCAGGAAGUGACCCAAGAUGCCCCGGUCGUAGUGCAGUUUUUCCAAGAUGGUCGCACUUAUCCGACACCUGAUGUUUCUACCUAUCAAUACGAUGAGCAGUCAGGCUUCUACUACGACCCUACUAUUGGACUCUACUACGACGCUAAUUCACAGUAUUACUACAACAGCGAUACCCAGUCCUACUUAUAUUGGGAUGCUGGAGCAUCAACAUAUCUACUGGCGCCAGACUUCAAACCAGAAGCAGACCAGGGCACAGCGCAGAGUGAGUUGGCAGCGGGUGACAAAAACGACAAGACAAAGGAUAAGGAUAUUAAGAAGGAUAAUAAGAAUGACAAGAACAAGAUGGCCAAGAAGCUUGUGAAGGACAUGGCACGAUGGGCCAAGAGUAUGAAUUCAUCUAAGCACUCUUUCAAGAAGUCGAUGGGUGGAAUGGAAGGCAGGGACUGGGUGGCUGGUGCUGCUGAUGCAGGGUUUGCUAUGCUCAUGAAAAAGGCCAAUCCAGCUGACACCAAGGUGAGUGUCCAGCAAGCUCUACAGCAUCAGACAAGUGACCCUGGUCCUGGAUCUGCCAAGUCAGCAAUUGUUGCCUCGUAUGGUGGAGGUAGCGACAGCGAUCCUGAGCCCGACUCCAACUCGACUUUUGCCACCAUUAAUCCCGCUGCUGCCACCAAUAAUGGUACCUCAGUUGAUGGAUUGACGGACUGGUCCAAACUCAUAUGCUUACUGUGCAAAAGGCAGUUCCCGUCCAAAGAGAUCUUAGUAAAGCAUCAACAGUUCUCAGAGCUGCAUAAACAGAACUUGGACAGCCUGAAGCAGCAGCAUCAGGAAUCAGGAACAGAUAUGGACGGGUCAGAGACUGAUUAUCAGUAUCGGGAUCGAGCUAAAGAACGAAGAUCAAAGUUUGGUGUGGAUGCUGAACCACCAAAGAAAAGAUUCCGUGCUCCCAAACCCACAAUACCGUACGAGCAGCCGACUAAGGCAGGGUUAAAGGAAGACAACAUUGGAAACCAAAUGUUGCAGAAGAUGGGAUGGAACAAGGGAACGGGACUAGGCAAAAAACAACAGGGGCGCACUGAUCCUAUUGAGGUACACAAGAGACAAGCAGGUGCUGGGCUAGGGACAAAGGGCGGCUCUUAUGAUCUGACUGGAAGUGAUUCCUACAGGGACGCUGUGAAGAAAGUCAUGAGAAGUAGAUUUGAAGAGAUGGAGUGAUGAUGACGGUACAGCCAUUUCCUCUGCACUGUUAUCUUCUUGUUGUAUGCUACAGUAUCAGAACAGUAUCUUAGUUCAUGAUGCUGUGUUUUUAUGAUCAUGCCAAUUUGACUUAUGUAAUUAUUUUGUCCAGUAAUAUAAAGAUACUAGUAGGGUUGUUUGGAAAUGGUAGAGGUUUCCAGUUUAAUGUUUGCCAAUAAUCUUUCUUGGCUCCAAAUCUGAACCAGGAGAUUGUUUUUUAAUGCUGCUUCCCAGGUUGUUUUGUAAUUUUGAUGUGAUCCCUGCUUAUGAUACGGCAGUUAUAGGUUGAAUGGCUUCUGACUGGGACCCCCGAACAAAGUAUUGGCAACAUAGGGAGACUGCCAACAUAAGAGCUAGAUUGUUCAGUUGGUAGAGCAUCGGUGUGGCCAGAGAUUCUUUCCCACAUACGAUGGAUUGUGUAGAAAUUUUGUCUGAUAGUGCCCUCUUUUGAAUCAACUUCCAGCCCAUGUUAAUUUACUGUAAGGGGGACACACAAAAUCCCCCAACACCGGCAUGUUAAUCUGGAGGUUACAGGUUCAAGGUUCAAAUCCCGCUCUAUUCAAUUUGUCUUUGUUCAAUUCACUAAGAAGUUAGGACGAUAACAAACAUUUAUGAAACUUGUUAUGGCAUCAAGUUAUCAGUAUUGCCUCUUGCAUUUACGCCACUGUGGUUUGUAGUUGUUGACCUUAUUGCAGAGAGGCUGGAGAGGCAAUUUAAUGCUCUCCCGUGACCUUUUGACAAUACCCGCUGGUAUUAUCAAAAGGUCAUUGGAGAUAUACAAAUUGCGUAGUCGCCAGUAACAGGCAUGCGCAGCAGCAACUCCGAAUUGGCUAAUUCAUUUCCUCAGGUUCACACCUUCAGCAUUAUUCCUACUACCAUCUUCUUGUUUUAUAGACUUGCCGGUGGUGCUGGUGUUGUGUCCAAUAAUGUCCAAGCAGUGUUGUAGUUAAGUAUUUUUCAGACCAGCAUCAAGUCCUGCCAAGCACUGAUAAGAUGGCUGAUAAGUUCUCAAGUAUGAGUACUUGGGUCAUCGUGUACGAGAACAAGUACC
Messenger RNA from Asterias rubens (European starfish), 4258 nucleotides. Its product is annotated as RNA-binding protein 5-B-like. The record is from RefSeq and is a predicted model, not a curated record. Gene Ontology annotation, molecular function: RNA binding. The coding region runs from base 70 to 3186 and encodes 1038 amino acids. The transcript has 21 exons. Gene Ontology annotation, biological process: mRNA splicing, via spliceosome. Gene Ontology annotation, cellular component: nucleus. Lineage: Eukaryota; Metazoa; Echinodermata; Asteroidea; Forcipulatida; Asteriidae.